Molecule: messenger RNA, 1071 nt
Organism: Daldinia vernicosa
Lineage: Eukaryota; Fungi; Ascomycota; Sordariomycetes; Xylariales; Hypoxylaceae
Exons: 1
Coding region: 1-1071 (356 amino acids)
Source: RefSeq, a predicted model, not a curated record
AUGGCCGAAUCGUCACCGCUAAAAGCUACCCCUAAACGCAAGCGCGACGAUGUGCUCAAUGAGCGACGCGUUUUCAACCCUUCUCCAAAUACUUAUAGUCUGCCUAAGACCACCUUCUCUUUUCAAGCUCCGACCCUGAAACCAGUGGAGAAUCCUCGAGACUAUACUCCUGAAGAUGGUAACAGUAGUCCUCGAACCAAGGUUGCUCAGAAGUUCCAAGAACUGGCCCUUGGAAGUGGGGGCGGGGUAAUUGAUAACGACAGGGUCGAUGGCACUGAUUUUAUGGAAACGAGAACGGGGACGGGAUCAGACGAGGCUAGUCCCCAAUUUGCAAUUGAUAGCCCGAGGUUUUCGCCAGAGCUCACCGUCUUCGAUUUUGAUGGAGGUAUCAAAAGUAGCACGUCCGUCGAAGAUAUGCAGCUUGACGAUGACGAUACUGCGUCGCGUAAGCGUGUCAAGUUGCCUGACCUCACCGAACUCCAAAAUUCUCAUGAGGCAGGGUUGGGGGGAGAAGUAGACGUAACAAAUCCCGACUUCCCCCAGCCUACCCAGUCCCCUCGAUUUUCUUUGCAGACAGCCGUGGAUCCUGCUAUUUUGAGGACAGCAAAGACAGAAGGUUCAGGCCGCCUGCAGAAGUCGUAUCCGUCCAUCAACCGAUUAUCGGAAUCUAAGUCGCGUAUUCGAAAACGAUCGGGCACCCCUCCCUUAGCGAAACGUAAGACGACAGAAGCCCUGACCGAGGAGGAUCCUAUCAUCAUUGACCCCGUCCGUGCCGCGCUUACGUGGCAUGAGGAUGAAAUCACUAUAUAUGACCCUGAGGAUAAAGAUGAUGACGGUACCGGUAUCAAUGGUAUCGGCUUCAGGCCGACUCCUGCUUUAGCAUACGCGCGGGCGCAGAAACGAAGACAGCAAUUGGCCGAAUAUAGAAAACGCGAGGAGAGCGAAGCUAGAGCGAAGAGAAGUCAACGUCGUCGACAACGGAUUGGCAAUGUCGCGGAAUUAGAGAGGAAACAUUCCAUGGCACGAGUGCGUUUCUCGGAUGCAGAACCGACUACUGUAGUUACGACUUGA